GCGGGUCCCGGUCGGGGGAGGGGGGCUGUUAAUUCCUUCGUGAAAAGUGACGACACUUCCCCUCUCUCCUUUUAUUCCAGUGUUUUUCCUUUUCGCGUCGGGAUUCAGACAAAACAACUUUUAUUUCUCUUCCAGUUCUGAAACUAAACUCCACCAUGUCGCCGCCGUCCCGACGACUCCAGACGAAGCCAGUGAUUACCUGCCUGAAGACUUUCCUCAUCUCCUACAGCCUCAUUUUCUGGUUCACCGGCGUGAUCCUGCUGGCUGUGGGGGUGUGGGGGAAGGUCAGCCUGGAGGCCUACUUCUCCCUGGUUUCUGGAGAGAGCACCAAUGCACCAUAUGUUCUCAUCGGGACCGGAGCCAUCAUUGUUAUUUUUGGACUGUUUGGCUGCUUUGCUACGUGUCGUGGAAGCCCAUGGAUGCUCAAACUGUAUGCCAUGUUCCUGACCCUGGUGUUCCUGGCUGAGCUGGUGGCUGGAGUCUCAGGCUUCAUCUUCAGGCAUGAGAUCAAAGCCAAAAUUGGGACUGCUUAUAGAGGCGCAGUGGAUACUUACAAUCAAACCGACAGCAAAAGCAACGCAGUCGACACCCUCCAGAGAACGUUGCACUGCUGUGGAAUAAACAAUUACACUGACUGGGGUAAGACUGACUACUUCAAAGAGAAUGGCAUCCCUGCUAGCUGUUGUAAAGACAAAUGUUCCCCGGAGUCCCUGAAAGACCUCGACAAGGCUGAAAGUGAGGUGUUCACUACGGGCUGCUUUUCACUGGUCACCAAUGUGUUUGAAGGUAACCUGGGAGUCAUUGCAGGGGUCUCAUUUGGGAUUGCAUUCUUCCAGGUGAUUGGGAUUUUCCUGGCCUGCUGCUUGUCUCGCUACAUAACCAACAACCAGUAUGAGAUGGUCUAACAGGUGACUGAUGGACAACUCCUGGUGCAAAUUAAUUUGGGAUUUUAACGUUAUAUAUUUGUUAGCUGAUAUCAUUUUUAUGGAGCGAACACUCCCGUGACUUCUACUUUUAUUCAUUCUCACUAGUGGAGUAGAAAAGGGUAAUGUUCUAGAGGUUUAAAGGGAUGACAUCUGCAGAGCUGUUUGACAAAAGAAAAGGGACCCAGUUGAGAUUUGUUUCUCAACAGAUUAAAAUAAAAAUUCCAUAAGUAUUGCUGCCAUCAUGUAGUCGCCACAUUUCUAUUUAAAUUGUUGAUACUUUUGUAUUUCAUGUCUUUGAGCUGCCUUAUUUUGAACUUGGAGAAUAAAUCCUGUAGAAGUUCUUUAAAAAUACUUGUCUUUACAUGUGAAACAGCCAGAGCUGACCUAGAGCUCAGCACCUUGGAAUCAAGUUAGCGAUGGAUGAAUUAUUGUAGAAAAAUGAACCUUAGUGACCAUGUGGGCCAGUGCUGUUGAAGGCCUGCAGUCAUGUGUGCCAAAUCCAGCAGCUCUGCCAACUUUGUAUUACUGUCUUCAGUGUUUGUGUGUUUUCUUUGUGGAUGCAUGUAUAAAAAAAUAAAGAUGAAAUCCUGUAUCUUCAAAAA
Molecule: messenger RNA, 1528 nt
Organism: Nothobranchius furzeri (turquoise killifish)
Lineage: Eukaryota; Metazoa; Chordata; Actinopteri; Cyprinodontiformes; Nothobranchiidae
Gene: tspan6
Product: tetraspanin 6
Cellular component (GO): plasma membrane
Source: RefSeq, a predicted model, not a curated record